Molecule: messenger RNA, 4412 nt
Organism: Triticum aestivum (bread wheat)
Lineage: Eukaryota; Viridiplantae; Streptophyta; Magnoliopsida; Poales; Poaceae
Exons: 5
Coding region: 1261-2655 (464 amino acids)
Source: RefSeq, a predicted model, not a curated record
UAUCCGCUAGUGGUACUCACAGAAAACAAAAAAACAAAAAGUAGAGUUCAGUACUGUACCCACUGUAUCCGCUGCCGCAACCGCCGUCGAGGAGCGGAGCGCUCCACCGUCCAGAGCCCAGCUGCAGCGCACCCCACCUCCCCUCCCCGUCCGGCCGCGGCGCCGCAUUUUCUCCCCGUCCGGCAGCAGCCACGCCUCAUCUUCUCCCCGAUCCAGCAGCAGCCACAUUUCCCCAUCCUCUCCCCUGUCCAGCGGCUAGCGGCCACGCGUCGCCGUCCGGCCGGCCGCCGCGUCGGACCUCCUCGCCCGCAUCUGCCGCCGCGAGCCGGCGCGCUCGUCCCUACCCCUCGACCUCUUGGGGUAGGCCAGCAUUCCCUCCGUCCGGCCACCGCGUCGCAGCUUCUCGCCGAUCCGCAGAUGCGGCGUCGGCCCUGCUCCGUCCACGUCCGGCUCCGGCAGCCGCGCCCCUGUCCCCGCGCGCACUGUUUCCCACGCAUGGCGAGCGGGCGGCGGCCGUAGGGAUUUGGGGGUUUCUCCGUUCGCGUGCAGCGGUGGUGGGGAUUUGCGGAUGGCUGAGCAGCGCAAUGCGGCCAUCAUCACGAGCCCACUGCACGACGACGAUCUCCUCGAGAGGAUCCUGAUCAGCCUCCCGGGGGCGGCGUUCCUCGCCCGCGCCGUGCCCGUCUCCGACCGUUGGUGCCGCGUCAUCUCCGACGAGGGCUUCCUCAAACGCUUCCGCGUCAGCCACCCAUCGUCGCCCCUCGUCGGCGUAUUCGUGGACAACAAAAACGAGCAUGUCCCCCGCUUCCACACCGGCACCGGCACCGCCAACCCCGGCAUCGCCUCCGCGGUGCGCCGCACCGACAUCUGCCUCACCCGCCUCGACGAUGCUCUGCGGUGGCGCCUCCACGACUGCCGCAAUGGCCAGCUCCUCCUCUCCGGAUCCGACGGUUCACUGUGCAUCUAUGACCCGCUCUCCGAGCGGCGUGUGCCCAUCGGCCCGCGCACGCAUCUUGACCACGGCUGGAAGUGCCUCGGCGACUGCUUGCUUGACGGCCUUGCCCGCCAUAUGGUCUCCGUGGAGCAACGCGGCCAACAGACGCAUGCCGAGGAGUCCUUCCGCGUCAUAUCCUUGCAGUGCCAGAGCAACUCCAGAUUCAAUGUACGAGCCAUUGAGUAAACUCCGGCACGCUUGAGUGGCGCGUCCACCCACAGACUGGGUGGACGAAGGUUCAGUUGACGAAAUUGCAAUUGAAGGCAAUGUACGCAGCCGGCCACAUAUUCUGGCAAACUGAUGUCGCCAGGCUGCUGGUGCUAGACACGAGCACCAUGGAGUUUUCAGAGCACGGUGUCCCAUGGGAGAUAGUCUCUACCAGUUGGUCCAUCGGAGAGCUCCGAGAUUGCAAGGGCUGCCUCGUGUGCCUCCAAGGCCUCAAUAGCUCGUUCGGCAAAGAUGGCUUCAUAGUGGAGGAGCCUCUCCGCCUGGAAGUCUGGGCACUAAAGAAGGAGGAUAAACAAGUUAAAUUUUGUUGGAAGUGCGAGAAGGGUGUUCGGGUGAGCGAGAUGCUCCCGGAGGACGACGCUCGUGUGUACAAAGUCCACAAGGUCAUCAACGGACUAGCGCUAAUUGGCUGCACCAAGGGCUCCUAUGCUAUUGACUUGCAGAGCAUGACUCUGUUGGCAAAGUUUGAGUCUGGUGGAGAUAUUUAUCCAUACCAGAUGUCGUGGCCACCUGCUGUGCUGGCUGCUGCUACUAGUGUGGUAUCCAGGCAUUUGGGAGCCAACCUGUCUAAUGAAGACUGUGCUCGGAUUCCUAGCAAGAACAUGGAUGGCCGAGAAGGCACUUCUUCUGGUGGAUCGGAAUCUGAAGUACACAUCAGCCAGACUCCUCUGAGUUUAGAGCAACAUGACAUUGGUGAGAAAUCAAGUCAAGAUCUGCAUGGUUGUAGUGCUAGGAUUCAGCCAAUGGAAAAGGAUCCGUGUCAUGAUGAACUGACUCUGCAAACGGCUGGUGUUUUCCCUUCUGAAAGCUGUGACAGGGAUAUUCUAGAAGAUAAAUCUGAAACCGACAGCCUGCCAAAGAAUACUACAGAAGAUACUGAAAUGUUGGAGCAACAACAUAGUGAUAAGGCUCACAUAGAAGUCAGUUGUGCCGACAAAAUGAGUGAAGUGCUCUAUGAUGAUAACAAUACCUUGAAGAAGAAUACAAUCUGUGGUGGGAAGGUUGCUAUAGAGUGCCACUUGGCCUUAUUACAUAAUAAAAGUUCAGAAGCUAGGAGUAACGCCAUUUCAUCUCCAAUGCAGAAGAGGCCCUUUGCGUGCCAGUGCCAUGUAGAUGGUUGCACCAUGAGCUAUGACAGUAAGAACAAUUUGGCCAAGCAUUUUAGGGAAGUCCAUGAGCAGAAGAAACGUUUCGCACGGAGAUUCAGUGGGUGCAGCGAGGAGUUUUCUUCAAAGAAUAAAAGGAAGAUUCAGGAGGGAUCUAGUGCUCAUGUUGAGCUUUCCACCAAUAGGAUUAAUUGUGUCAGCACCUCUCCUGUCGGUGGACCAGAAGCCCAUGAAGAGCCCAGGCCCGCACAAGUGGUGGGCCGUCGCACAAGCAACCGACCACGUAAACCGAACAAGCUAGUAAGUGGAGACGACUGGGUCGUUUGAGAAGGACAGUAUAAGAAGCACACAUUGCCAGGAGGGAAGUCAUCGAAGAUCAAUCACGGAUCAUAGUUUAACUAGGCUCUUAACCCUAAUUAACCCCCCAAUUCUUGAUUCUUCUAUUCCGCACAAUUGUGCUUGUAUCAAGCUUGUAACCUGAAUCCAGCAUAUUUCCUGAACCCUGUCUAGUGAAUUCAGUGAGUGAACUAGAGCCCAGUUAACAAAAUGCCACUUCAAGGACUCCAGCACGACAUUUACAACGGUGGUAUUUGCAAUCUUACAUGUUUUUCUGUUUCUUUCAUGGAUUUGUUCCUCUGAAAUUUACUGCAAAACUGAUUUUUUUUCAUUCUCGGCAACUUUGAAUUUCAGAGACAUAAAUGUACCUAGCAUUACAAGGAACAACAUGAGCAGGGGAGAAGAAAGGACAUAUGUAUAGAGGGCCUUACACAUAUGCGCUGGAGACACAGCAUUGCAGUCUGCACAAGUCUGAAUCUUUUGUGCUUGUGCAGUAUUUUUUGCACAUGUUCUCUGGAUACAGUUGCAGCAGUGUUAAGGGUGAGUUUUUUUUGUGUGUGUAACUUUGCAUAAAUUGUGAGGUGUAGUGGUUAUGUUUAGAGCAUGGCUCCGAUUCUUCUUCUAGAUGCAGAUUCCGUUCGCUGUGCUGUGUUUUUGCACAAACCACAAACUGAAGCAGAUCAAUGUUCAGAGUUGAUAUGCCCCCUUUCCUGAAGAAAAUUAACUGUUGCAAAGUUUCUUGUGUGCGGACCCAUUUUUUUUCAGUUCCGCAUGUCCUGAAACUUCCGGAACCGCCCAGCAUUAUGCAAAUCUCCUGAUUCGUUUAAUUUUGGAUUAUGUUUGCAAGCCUGAUUAGUUCAAUUUUGUAGCUUUCGUCCUCUCCCACUAAUCUGAUAAUUUGCUCAACUAUUUCCUGUACUAGGCUCUGAAUUCUCUCACUUUUUCACUGCUGAUGUUUCAGAUGUAACAUGAACUGAUUUCUUUUGGAUCCUGUAGAUUCUGGAGGCAUUUCAAUAUCUUAAGACAGGUUAGCAUCACAAGUUGUUGCCUGUACUGUAGUGAAACAACAUUUAAUGAUCUAGGCACUGCAUAAUUGUUAUACAUUCAUAUUGCAAGCUCCCAUAUUGUAGAACAGCUGCAGGAUGUCAAGGACAAGGAUGCGGCUCUGCCACUGAAGAAGCCGAGCAGCAACCGGAGCUUGACUGGUUCGAGAAAUUUGGCGCCAGUCCACGUCGAGUUGGCUACUUCAUAACGGCACCGCAAAGAUGUUCAGUUGACUGUUGCAGGAGUAAUAUGUCAGCUUCUUGGUAAAGGUGACCUGUGAAGAGUAAGUACGCAUAAUCUUUGGUUACGUUCGCAGCUUCUAGCAUCUGGGCCAUGUACAGGUUGUAUCGAUCCAGUUACAGCAGUGUGUGGUGGUCGUUUUGUAUAUGCUGGAAUUAUAUGAAGCAGUAUGUUGAGUUUAAGACUGUAACUUUGCUUAAUUGCAUCAAGUUGGUGUUAUCAUCGUGGAUUGUAGCAUCGAUCAAUGUUCAGAAUUAAUAUGGUUCUGCUACUAAUGUUCAUUCACUGUCAGCACGUUGCUUUUCUGAAACACAAGUGGACGAACUGUUACAAAGUUUCUUGUGCACCUGUAAACCCAUUCAGUUAUCCAUGUUCUGUAAAAAUUCGACUAUAGUGAAGUAUAAUGGUACUUUUAUUCAAUAACAGAAAAGAAAAAUAUUGGGUUGUCUCCCAAUAAGCGCUUU